Messenger RNA from Apus apus (common swift), 2474 nucleotides. Its product is annotated as ectoderm-neural cortex protein 1-like. Bases 83 to 1852 code for a protein of 589 amino acids. Lineage: Eukaryota; Metazoa; Chordata; Aves; Apodiformes; Apodidae. Gene Ontology annotation, molecular function: protein binding. The record is from RefSeq and is a predicted model, not a curated record. The transcript is spliced from 3 exons.
GAGCAGCGGAGGGAGCCCCGAGCCGGGUACGGGACCGCGGGGAGCAGCGGAGGGAGCCCCGAGCCGGACCAGCCUGCCCACCAUGUCCGUCAGCAGCCACGAGAACCGCAAAUCCCGCUCGAGCUCCGGCUCCAUGAACAUCCACCUCUUCCACAAACCGGGCCACGCCGACAGCCUCCUGACCCACCUCAACCUGCUCCGCAAGCGGCACCUCUUCACCGACGUGGUGCUGCGGGCAGGGAACCAGACCUUCCACUGCCACCGGGCCGUCCUGGCCUCCUGCAGCCGCUACUUCGAGGCCAUGUUCAGCGGGGGCCUGAAGGAGAGCAGAGACGCCGAAGUCAACUUCCACGAUUCCCUCCACCCCGAGGUGCUGGAGCUGCUGCUGGACUACGCUUACUCAGCCCGGGUGCUGAUUAACGAGGAGAACGCGGAGUCCUUGCUGGAGGCCGGGGACAUGUUGCAGUUCCAGGAUAUCAGGGAUGCUUCGGCUGAUUUUCUGGAGAAGAAUCUUUAUCCUGGGAACUGCCUGAACAUGCUGCUGCUGUCCGAUGCCCACUGCUGCCAGCGGCUGCUGGAGCUGUCCUGGAGGAUGGCCUUGGCCAACUUCACCUCCCUCUGCAAGACCGAAGACUUCCUCCGACUGCCCAAGGACAAGCUGGUGGAGCUGGUGGAGAGCGAAGAGCUGGAGGUGGAGGAUGAGACGCUGGUGUACGAGGCGGUUAUGGGCUGGAUCCGCUACGAUCUGCCCCGGCGCCACGAGGUCCUGCCGCAGCUGCUGCGCUCCGUCCGCCUGGCCCUGCUGCCCGAGUCCUACCUGCGGAAACACGUGGCCUGUGAGCAGCUGGUGACCAGCCACAAGCUGGGCCAGGAGAUCGUGGCCGACGCCGUCCGCUGCAAAAUGAAGAUCCUGCAGAACGACGGCCUGGUGACCGGCUGCUGCGCCCGGCCCCGCAAGGUCAGCCAGGCCCUGCUGCUGCUGGGCGGCCAGACCUUCAUGUGCGACAAGAUUUACACCCUGGAUCAUAAAACCAGCGAGAUCAUCCCUCGCGCGGACAUCCCCAGCCCGCGGAAGGAGUGCAGCGCCUGCGCCAUCGGCUGCAAGGUGUACAUCACCGGCGGGAAAGGCUCCGAGAACGGCGCUUCCAAGGACGUCUGGGUGUACGACACCCUCCACGACGAGUGGGCAAAAGCUGCUCCCAUGCUGGUGGCGCGGUUCGGCCACGGCUCGGCAGAGCUGGACCACUGCCUGUACGUGGUGGGGGGUCACACGGCCGUCAGCGGUGCCUUCCCGGCCUCUCCCUCCGUCUCCCUCAAGCAAGUGGAGCACUACGACCCGCAGCUGGACAAGUGGUCCUUGGUGGCUCCCCUCCGAGAGGGCGUGAGCAACGCCGCCGUGGUGGGAGCCAAGAUGAAGCUCUUUGUUUUCGGUGGCACCAGCGCCAACCAGGAGAAGCUGCCCAAGGUGCAGUGCUUUGACCCCGGCCAGAACCGCUGGACGGUGCUGGCCAGUUGUCCCCAGCCCUGGCGCUACACGGCCGCCGCUGUGGUGGGCAGCCACAUCAUCGUCAUCGGGGGGGACACGGAGUUCUCCGCCAGCUCCGCUUACCGCUUCCACAGCGACACCUCCCAGUGGUCCAAGUUUGGGGACGUCACCGCCAAGCGCAUCAGCUGCCGCGCCGUGACGUCGGGCAACAGGCUGUACGUGGUGGGGGGCUACUGCGGGGCCCAGCGCUGCAAGACCCUGGACUGUUACGACCCCUCGUCCGACACCUGGCGCAGCGUCACCACGGUGCCCUAUUCCCUCAUCCCCACCGCCUUCGUCAGCACCUGGAAGUACCUGUCGGCCUGAGUCACCCUCUGCCGAAGAACCUGGAAGGUUUCACACCAGAUUUUGCCAGUGUCUUGCUUCACCGAGGAUCCAGACACAAGACACAGGCAGUGGGAGCACCUUGUCCUACCAGCAAGCCUGGGACCUGUCCUGGACACCAGCCCUUGUGUGGAUCCCACUGGCAUCACCACAGCUUUGGCUCUGAACCCUUCUGUAAACCCCUGUCAUUCAGACCAUGGAGGGGACACACACACACACAGAGGGACUUCCUUGGGUUGGCAGCUUGUGCUGUCCCUUCAGACAGCAAAAGUUUCCCCAGUUUUCUCCUAACUCAUGAUCUCACAGCAGGAACCAGAGCAAUGUUGGUUUUUUUUUUUUAACUUGUUCACUGAGCGUUUUACGUGGUAUUUACUAGGAAGGGCAGAGGAACUUUCCCAGUAACUGGUAGCAGGUUCUGGACUGUGCUGCUGUCUGCUGGGACUUGGAAUGCAGGCAGCACCAGAGGCACUUGCCUAAAAUGUCUUUCCACGUGACAGUUCUUUCCCCAUGGGCUGGUUUGUACCUUUUUUUUUUUUUUAAUACAGCAGUUGUGUGUGUUUAUUACUCAGCCUGGAGCUGCUUCAAUAAAUCUGAAUAAAAUCCA